AGUUCCCGGCAGGGUGGGUUUGCCCGCAGCCCCUCUGGAGCUGGCAGGAGAGGUGAGAAAAGCUCCAGGGUGACUCUGUUUGUUGACUCGUGCGGUUGCUUGCAGGAGGGUGCUCGGGGACAGCUCCUCAGCUCAGACCUGCACAGAGUCACCUGCCCGGGGACAACGAACCUGGGAAUAACGAACGGUCCCAGCUCCAGAGGGAGCAGCAGGACGAGCCUGGGGAACAGCCCGGCUUCCACUCCAAGGAAACCUGGAAAGACAUUACUCGUCUGGGACGCUCGGGGGGUUCCCGGGGAGGAAGGGACACAACCCCCAGCCACCUCCCAGAGGGUGAUGCGGUGGCUUUUGGGUUUUAAGCGGGUUUCCUGGGCAAGGAGCAGGCGGCUGGGCCAACAGAUGGGAUUUGGGGUGGGAGUGGGGAUGGGAUUGGGGAGGGGAUUUGGGAUGGGAGGGGAUUGGGUAAGCGAUUGGGGAUGGGAGCGGAGGCUCGCGCCAGCGGUGGGCGUGGCCCGGCACUGAUGGGCGGGGCCUGCGGGGAUGGACAGUUGAGCUCCGCCCAUACGGGAAUGGCCGAGCGCAGUCGGGUGAAGCCGAACACAAUCGGGUCACGCCGAACGGACGAAGGCACGCCGCUCCAGCUCAGCCGGCUAGAGCCGAACCGAGCCGAACGCAGCCGGCGGAGCCGGUUGGAGCCGAUUGGACUCGAACGGAGCCGGGCAUAGCCGAUUGGAGCCGAGCAGCGCCGAGAGCCCCGGGACCGCCCGCGCUGCUGCAUGGCCGGGAAGAAGCUGAUCGUGGUGUUCGGGGCCACCGGGGCCCAGGGGGGCGGCGUGGCCCGGGCGCUGCUGGACGAUGGCACCUUCAAGGUGCGCGCGGUGACGCGGAGCCCCAGGAAGAAGAAGGCGGAGGAGCUGAGGCGCAGGGGAGCCGAGGUGGUGAAGGCAGAUCAGGACGAUGAGGCAUCGCUGGAGCGGGCCUUGGCGGGUGCCUACGGAGCCUUUAUUGUCACCAACUUCUGGGAACACUGCAGCAAGGAGAAGGAAAUCGAGCAGGGACAGCGUCUCGCUGACCUGUCCAAGCGCCAGGGUCUGCACCACGUCGUGUUCAGCGGCCUGGAGAACGUGCACCAGCUGACAGGGGGCCGGCUGGAGGUGCUGCACUUUGAUGGCAAAGGCGUGGUGGAAGAGUACUUCCAGAAAAUUGGGGUUCCCACCACCAUCAUCCGGCUGCCGUUCUACUUUGAGAACUUCCUCUCCAUCUUCAAGCCACAGAAGGCCCCGCAGAGAGACACCUUUGUCCUGGAGCUGCCCAUGGGGGACACCCCCAUGGAUGGGAUGGCUGUGGAGGACCUUGGGCCCAUUGUACUUUGCCUGCUGAAGUCCCCAGGGGAGUACAUCGGCCAAGUGAUAGGACUGAGCACGGGCAAGCUCACCGAGGCAGAGUAUGCUGCCAUCCUCUCCCAGCAGACGGGCAAGACUGUGACAGCCAGCAAGAUCUCCCCUGAGGAGUACGAGAAGCAGGACUUCCCUGGGGCCAAGGAGACAGCUGCCAUGUUCCGUUUCUAUGCCCUAAAACCAGACCGCAACGUGGCCCUGACCAUGAAGCUCAACCCCAAGGCCCGCACCUUCCAGCAGUGGGUGGGGGACAACAAGAAUGCCUUCUGAGCCUCCUCUCCCUCCCUGGUUUCUGCAGCAGGUAGAGGGACCUGGCUGAGGAGGUGAGGUACCCUGAGCCAUGCUGCCUUCCCAGUAGUGCCCCAGGGAGAGGUUGGUCCUGCCCCAGCUGAGGAGAGCUUUGCCCAGUUGCUGGUCCAUGUGUGUGCUCCUGCAGCAUGGUUGGGAAUAUUUAGGCAGCUAGAACAAGAGGAAGGGCCGGACAGCAUAGGCAGAGGGGUGGCAGAAGCACUGCCUUUGCACCCUGUCCUCAGGGAGGUGUUGCUUUAGUCAUUGUGGGUGUUUUAGGGUGGUGGGGGCUAGUUUUCCCAGGAUCACCUCCUUUCCCAGGCAGCUCUGAGCAUAUGGCAGCAGGUGAAGGUGCCAAAGGCUGAAGGUGUUUAACCCUGGGCCCCAAAGGCAGUGCCCUUGUGGCAGGUAUCCAUGGCCAGGGCUGCUGCAGGCUCACAAGCAAACAGAAGACAGGGAUUUCUCCAUGGAUCUGGUUUGGGCACUGCGGGUGAGCCACUGGAAAGAAUGGAAGCUUAGUGUCACCCCAGCAAGCAGGGACUGCAGGGCCUUCUUGU
Vidua macroura (Pin-tailed whydah) is the source of this 2242-nucleotide messenger RNA. It is a transcript of the gene NMRAL1, whose product is annotated as NmrA like redox sensor 1. The transcript has 6 exons. The coding region runs from base 777 to 1667 and encodes 296 amino acids. Lineage: Eukaryota; Metazoa; Chordata; Aves; Passeriformes; Viduidae. The record is from RefSeq and is a predicted model, not a curated record.